Messenger RNA from Diospyros lotus (date-plum), 1093 nucleotides. RefSeq names its product glycine-rich protein 5-like. Bases 275 to 973 code for a protein of 232 amino acids. The record is from RefSeq and is a predicted model, not a curated record. NCBI's taxonomy places the organism in Eukaryota, Viridiplantae, Streptophyta, Magnoliopsida, Ericales, Ebenaceae. The transcript is spliced from 2 exons.
AUGCACCGACGACCGACUUGGAGGAUCCAAAAGUCAAGUUCUGUUGAAAAUUUUACAUCGAACUAUCAUGCAUGAUGCCACUUUGAGGGAGGAGAGGAGAGUGAGAGAGUGAGAGAGAUCAGUGAGCUGGUUGUUCUAUAUAUUCUGGUUCUGAGACUGAUACUGCUUCAUGCAAUAUUAAUUAUUUAUUAAUUAAUUCUUAGCUGGGGGGUUCUUGAUCUCUCAGGGGCCAGGGCGCUAACUCUACUAUAAAUAGAGUUGUCAUGGUUGUUGCAUGAAGCAAUGCAAACACGCUUCUCAUGAUCAUUUCCUUUCUUCUCUUUCAUAUAUAGGAGAGAUGGGGAAGUUUCCGAAACAUGUUCCAGUAGUGUUAGUUCUAACUUUGUUGGCGGUGGCUUUGUUGGUUGUGAGAAUAGCAGAAGGAAGAAGGCUUGAGGAAGACACCAUUGAUCAUGGAGGAUUUGGCAAGGGACAUGGCGGCGGCGGCGGCUUUGGUGGUGGAGGUGGCCAUGGAGGGGGUUUUGGUGGAGGGGGCGGUGCUGGAGGAGGGAAAGGAGGUGGGAUAGGUGGCGGCAUUGGUGGUGGUGGAGGGGGAGGCAAAGGAGGGGGUGCAGGUGGAGGUGGUGGCGCCGGAGGUGGAUUUGGCGGUGGUGCUGGUGGAGGCGGAGGCAUCGGUGGCGGUGCUGGAGGUGGAAAAGGCGGUGGGUUUGGGGGUGGUGCUGGUGGAGGCGGAGGCGUCGGUGGCGGUGCUGGAGGUGGAAAAGGCGGUGGGUUUGGCGGUGGCGCCGGAGGUGGGGUUGGAGGUGGUGCUGGUGGAGGCGGAGGCAUAGGUGGCGGUGGUGGAGGUGGAAAGGAGGUGGGUUUGGCGGUGGUGUUGGUGGAGGCGGAGGCGUCGGUGGCGGUGCUGGAAGUGGAAAAGGCGGUGGGUCUGGCGGUGGCGCUGGAGGUGGUGCUGGUGGAGGAGGAGGCAUAGGUGGCGGUGUUGGAGGUGGAAAAGGUGGUGGGUUUGGCGGUGGCGCCGGAGGUGGAAAAGGGGGUGGGGUUGGAGGUGGUGUUGGUGGAGGCGGAGGCAUUGGUGGGGGGGCUGGAGGUG